This is a messenger RNA of Dalotia coriaria, 1503 nucleotides long. RefSeq names its product phospholipase A2 inhibitor beta-like. Gene Ontology annotation, cellular component: plasma membrane. Gene Ontology annotation, molecular function: protein binding. Lineage: Eukaryota; Metazoa; Arthropoda; Insecta; Coleoptera; Staphylinidae. The record is from RefSeq and is a predicted model, not a curated record.
CUCACACUCUUAUCAGUCUAUUGCUCCAACUUGACUUAGUCGUAUUAAGUCAUGAUAUCGUUAAACGCACUCAAUUAGUUCCAAACGAAAAUGUCUACACCUAUCGCGUUUCUAAUAAUUACCUGCGCAUUAUUAAUUAGUGUUUGUUCGGGAGAUCUGUGCUCAUUCGUGGAUCCAAUUAAAAGCUGCGAGUGCUACUAUGAUGGUCAACACUUUUCCGCGCAAUGCAUCCGCACCAAAUUGCAAGCGAUCCCUAGCACCCGAGACAUUCCUAAGGACCUUGAACGUCUGGACGUUUCCUAUAAUCAAAUCGAAAAGUUAGAAUUCGAUGACCCUAAAUACGAAGGGAGAUUAAUUCGCGUUUUCCGUGCGGCCUUCAACUCCAUCUCAGCCUUGCCCAAGCAGUUCCUUAAUGCCUUACCGCACCUCACCACCCUGGACCUGAGUCAUAAUCAGAUAACGCAAUUGGAGGCCGACGCCUUCGCCAGCGUUGGCAGUCUACACACGCUCGAUCUGAGUUUCAACAGUAUUCAAACACUGCCGGACGCUGUGUUUGCCCACGCAAGGGACUUGAGGUAUCUGGAUUUGAGCUACAACGAUAUCGGGCAGCAACUGCAGAGGUAUACAUCGUUGAAUUCCUCCGGAUUGGGUUUCAAUGAGAAUAUGCAAACGGUGCGGUUGAAUGCGAUUAAUUUGACCGAAGUACCAAACGCAUACUUUGAGAAUAUGUCUUUGGUUAGUGUGGCACUGGCUGACAAUGCUAUCGUUGAUGUGCCAUUACUUCCGACAACAUUGAUUGAACUCGAUCUAUCGGGGAAUCAUUUUGUUAGCAUUGCUCCACGACAUUUAAUUUACACACAACUGAAGUCUCUGAAACUAAACCUGAAUAAUUUGGAAAACAUUGAGAAUUAUGCGUUUUAUAAUUUAAUCUCAUUAGAAGUGUUGGAGAUUGAACAUUGUCCCCUACUGAAAACAUUCAACGAUAUGGCAUUUGGUGUGAUAAAUGGAUAUGAUGAAUACAAUUUGACGAGAAUAUCUUUGAAUGGAAAUUCGUUGAGGAAAUUAAACGAAACUUAUUUUCACAUGUUUAAUAAGAUUGAACAGGUUGACUUGAGCAGUAAUCCGUGGAUAUGCGACUGUAAUGUGAUUUGGUUUAAAUGGGUCAAGCCAAAGUUGAUUAAUCAGCGAAGCAUGAGAUGUGUGGCACCAAAAAGAUUGCGCAAUCAUGAAGUUAUGGAGCUUGACGAUGAAAAACUACCAAAAUGCAAUGUUCAAUCAAACCUCCGCGUUCAGAAAAUACUCACAUCAGUAAUUUGCAUCUUGGUCGUUUUUCUUUUGGGAAUUAUUAUGUAUUUGAUAUAUUUGCAUCCGUAUAAGGGUAAUCGUCCCGCUGGAUACAUUGGUCAACAGUCACCAUAUAGUACUAUGGUAGUACGUGAUGAAAAUACUUAUUUAGAACAGAUUUAAGCUUGGAUUUGAAAUAAAUGAACUUUUUAUGUUUAA